AUGUUGCGUUUUAUACCAAUAUUAGCCUUGGCGAUAUCGCUAACGGAACAAGUAAAAUUUCCUUUUUUCUUUCUUUUUCAUCGAUUUAUGUUUUCAGGUAGUCACCCCAGAGCUGGUGCCAGAGAGGAAUUAUCGUUUCCCAGUUGAUGAUAUUACCGUUGAAUCGAUCAUUAAGGAGUCCGGCAGUUUGAGUAAAGAAGAGGCGGAGAAGCGAAAUUUCAAAAAUCCCGUUUUAGCUUAUGUCGCUCCUGUAAGUAUUCUAAAAUUUUAAAAACUUUCUCCACACUUUUCAAAGAAAAAGAUAUUGUUCGAAAUCUUUAAUUUUUUUCGAGAAAAAAAUCGUUUUGACUGAAAAAGCCUGAAAAUGCUAGAAAAAGUCUUUUUUUAAAUUGAUUUAUCAAGAAGGAUAAAAAUUAUAGUGGAAUACUUAUGGCUACGAUCUGGCAAAGAAAACGGCAAAGAAGUUAACGCACGUUUCUCCCAUAUGGUUCAAGGUUGAUUUGUACUUCUAAAAUACAAGAGAACGUAAUGAUUUUUCUAGGCAAGACCAUACCGUCAAAACGGAGCGCUCCAAUGUAAAGUCGAAGGUAGCCCCGAUAUUGACCGGAGUGGGUUCCUCUCAGUUAUAAAAGUGAUUAUGAAAGUUUCAGGUUUCAUGGAAGCCUUGAAGGCCGAGAAUUGGCAAAUUUCCAUCGUUCCCCUGAUUUCUUUCGAAAAAUGGGGCGUCGAAGCUCCACGGUUCUUGCGCGACACCGCCGCUCAAACACGAUGUGCUCAUCAAAUCGUCGAUUUUUUGACUGUAUUGAUUAUUUUUCGCUUUUUUUUUGACAUAGACUAUUAUUUAACCGUGCACUCGAGAUUCUAGUGAAAAUUGGCCAUAAUAAUUAAUGAUGUGCCGAAAAAUCUUAAGAUGCUCAUUCUGAGGAACAUCCUAGCUUCCCAGUGAAUAUCGCGGAAAUUCAAAAAAAAAACCAGCUGAAUGAUCCAUUCGGUUUAAAAAAAAAAAGAAAGUUCUGCAAGUUGAGACUACAUUUGAACAGAAAAGAGCGACUUGAGCAAUUUUGAAAAAAAAAAAAGUGAGAUUACUUUCCUUGUGAAUCCUCGGAGUAUAUUAGAGUUCUGAAGCAGUAAUAAUUUUCUGAAAAAAGUUCAUACCAUGAGAAUUUUUCUUUGAAGUGUAGAGAACUGAAAGUUUCUGAACAGUAGAUUUUUAAAAAAGUUUCUGGGGCUAGGAAAAUUUACUUAAUGUGAGCAAAAACUUGAAUAGACACCAAAAAAAAACUGUUCAAACGAAAACCUCGACAUUAUUUUCCGCAAUGAUUUCAUUUUCAGACCCUGGAAAAUUUUUGAAAUGCGAACAGAAAGGAUUCAAUCACUCAGGCACUGGUGCGCGCACGCGCGGGGGUACUGAUUCUUUUUUCGUCUUUUCCCUUGAAAUACAGUUUUGAAAUAUAUUUUUUAUAUUUUCGUAACACUAUCCAGGGCUCCUGCUCACGUUUUAAAGUUGUUCCGAGAACUUUCAAACAAAUUUAUGAAAAAAAAAUUUGCAAGUGAAAUUUUGGUAUUUCAAACUUUUGCGCAUUCUAAUUGAUAUAAACUGGAGCAGAGCAAUGCUAAGAGAUGAACAGAAAUGAAAAAUAUUUGAUUUAUACCUUUUUAAUCACUUAAAAAGCUAAAAAAAUUAAAGAGACACCCCGCGCAUGCGCAAUUUUGGCAACAAACGCGCGCCGCGCCGUCAAUGCCUGAGCAUUUACAAAUCUGUAUAUUUUAACUUGUCUCAAUAGUCUUUAAUAUUUUCACCUUUUUUCAGAGAAAUGAGUUCGAUGGAGCCGUCCUUAAUAUGUUCACUACCUUCUCUUUUGUUACCAGAGCCGCAUCACCGGGAUACAAGAAGUUCUCACAACUUUGAGAUUGAAGUUUCUAAGAAAAAAAAAAUCUCAGAAUGAUCUACGAGGCGAUGGAAGAGUUUGCACAACAGUUCACGGAUAAGUCGCUCGAGGUGAUUUUCAGUAUGGUGCCGUCAAUCAAUUCCAUAUUGUAUGUUAAAAAAACAUUUUUUAAUUUUUUUCUCUGGUACGUUCUUCAGCUAUGAGAACGAUGCGUUUUCUGGAACGGACUUCCAACGACUCACAGACAUGUCGACAUUCUUAGAGGUUCAGGUUGCCCUUGGACGCUAUUCAUCUCUCUUUCCAGAUUGAUUUGUUCGGUAUUCCGCUUGAUGAUGAACUGUUGGAAGUGUCUCCGUACGACUGGGUUGAAUAACUGACUGAAUCAAUGGAAUAAGAAAGAUCUUUCAGCUCUACAAGGGCUUGAAGCACGCAGAAAAUGGAGGGGCCAACAUGUCGAGGGUUCUCAUGGGAACCCACUUUUUUGGAUACCAAAACACAGACCCGAUGAACUUUCCUUCGCCAGAUUCUUCUUUGGGAGAAGUUGCCAACAAAGAGUUAGUUCAUCCUUACUUUCCUAUCAGGACAGAAAAAAAAAAUCAAGUUUUUAUGGCCUAGAAACGGGAUAUUUUGAGAACGAAAUUUUAAUAGAGCUUCACUUUCUAUUUUUGGUCUCUCCAGAAAUUCAAUUUUUUUGACAAGAAAGCUUGAAGAUCAUAGUUUUUUUCUGAUCAACUUCUUGUAAAAAUCACAAUAAUUCAAAAACACGAGGCUUAAUCCCAAAAAUCAAUUCGUGAAAAAUUUCUCAAGUUUGUGACUCUUCCAUGUAUUUUUCAAUGGAAAAUUUCUUAUUAUAUCAAUAUUUAUUUUUAUCAUAAUGCAAGACUAUUAAUUGAUAGCAAUUGUCAUGUUCUUUUUUAACUUUUGAGCCUAGAUAUGGCUUUACAGAUUUUUUUUUAUGUUUUAUCAUAAACUGAGUUCAGGCGCCGUCUUCUAGUUAGGCGAGAUCUUCUUUCAAAAAUUAAAUGAUCAAUUUGUAGGUCACCUUAUUCACCUGUCCGUGAAUUAAGAUACCAUUAAGAUCAAAAUUAGUUUCAAAAACAUAUUUAUUGAUUUUUUAAAUUUAGAUAAUUCCUUAUGAAAAAACGGAUUGAAUUUUUUAAGGCUCAUGGAAAAGCUGAAAUCUGGGAAAGUCGAUAUAAAGUGGGACGCCGACAUUUGGGAGCACGCGUUCGUUCACAAGUUUAAAAAGCAUCAGUUGAUGAUUAUCUCGAUUUUUGUUUCAGAGAAACCGUCAUUUACUAUCCCACGCUUUCGUCGCUUGAGCGAAAGUUUAAGCUGGCCGAACACUUCCACGUCGGCGUCGCUAUUUGGGAGUACGGCCAAGGGUUGGACUAUUUUGCUCGCGUUUUCUGA
Messenger RNA from Caenorhabditis auriculariae, 3302 nucleotides. Lineage: Eukaryota; Metazoa; Nematoda; Chromadorea; Rhabditida; Rhabditidae. The record is from the annotation of a GenBank genome assembly.